GUUGGUGGGGAGCAAGGUUGAUUUUGCAUUAUCAGAGAAGUGCACUGACUCAGCAGAGACACAAUCACUAAGAAUUGUGCAAGCUGUGACAAAGUCAGGCAGUGCAGCUCUGUGGAGGCGGUAACAUGUAGUUUGGAGAUCUAGAGAAAAACAGACACCCCGACAAGGCAGGCAGGGCAUUAUGUUUGAGUUAAUUCACGGCAAUGGAUAUUAAAAAUCAGAGAUGAUGUUGGCCAGGAGAGGGAUGGCAUCGCCAAAGUUUUGUAAAUUCUUUAUGCCUCUGAGCCUGGUGGGGCUGCUCUUCCUUUAUCUCAGCAUUAGAUUACCAGAUGACCACCUGAGGAAGUGUAGCAUGAAUGGAGGACCAUGUCUGGAGCAUCACAGAUCAGUGGAGAGCAUUAAAAAUGAGAUAGAUGCCAUAAAUGGAGACACUCAAAGUCUUGAACGCAUCACCACAGAGUUCAGCAAGCAUUGCAGUGGCCAGGACUUUCAAAUUUCUCGGGUGCUUGUCUCUUUUAAUUCAGCCGUGACCAAAGAUGAGGAGAUCUUAUUGGAGCAGUACUUGGUGGGCUGGGAUGAGCUUAUCAAGUUCAUGGAAGCCCUGGGGACAGUGUUUAGUUUCAUCUCUCAAGAAGUCAAAGGAAAGAUUGGCAUCCUACGUGAGCUGCAGAGCACAGCGAGAGGAAAUGAGUACUAUUCUGUCCGUUCCAUGAUGGACCAUGAGCUGCGGCACAACCUAGUGAACUUUCACAAACAGACCAAUUCAGGUUGCCGCACUCUGCUACGGCUCCACCGUGCUCUCAAGUGGCUGGAAUUGUUCCUGCAUAAGCUAGGGAUGAGCUCAGAUGAGAGCAAUACAUCUGACUUGUGCCAGGAGGCCUAUGAUGAAGCCCUAGCCCCUUACCACAGUUGGAUUGUGCGGCAAGCUGCAUCUAUGGCUUUCUUGGCAUUGCCUGGGAGGAAGGUCUUUUUUGAUAUUGUCUGCAUUGAACAUGAAGGUGAGGCCCAACUGGUCCUAGAGAGGACAGUUCGCUCUAUCGUCCAUGUGUACAAUAUCACGCAGGAGGCCUACCAUUCUCGGGGUAUGCUAUACCUGCCUUAGAGACUGUCAGAGAUUCCAUGGAGGAUAAAGUUAGUCCAUCACUCAAAGGCCUCAGAAAAGGCAAUGUUUUCCAUAACCUUUGCUCUCCAUAACAUUCCAACAUUAGCCGAUUCAAUAAGAACUGAAAAACGACAAAGGAGCCAUCAUCUUCUCUCUAUGGUUAAAACAGUGAGGACACAGACUAAAGGAACCCCAGUGCUUACCUUUAGCUGAUAUUUAUCAAUUACUGGAUGUGCUAAUUUGACUACUACAUGUUCAUGAAAUUAACAACCAAUAUUCCACCCCCUUGCACCCACCAAGAGGCAGAGCCAUCCUCCCACUCCUUUAUCUCUUUAACAUGAGAGCAAGUGUGUCUGCCACAAGUCUCUAAAAAUAGCAAAGAGAAAAAAAUCAAGUAUUGGCAUUGAUAAUAAGACUACUGAUACACCUCUAAUAACAAUGUAGAGUCAGUUGUGUGUCUAAAUAUAAAAUACAACACUCCCCCCACCCCCCAUCACUAGAAAUAACACAGGCAGCCAGCCUUUAUCCUUUCACAUCCCAGAAAAUGACAUGGAACUAACAGCCACCCCCACACAUCCCUAAAAAUAACAGCCAACAUCCAGCUGUUAACAUCCUAAAGGAGUCAAGCCUUUCAUACCCAUCAAAUGUUGGAGACUCACAUCUGGCAAUUUGGCCCACUGCUGAAGAACUGUAAACCACAAAUAUGCCAGUUCAAACUCCCACAUUGUAUUCAAUAAACCAGGACUAUUUUAACUGUUUUUCAAACAUAGCCACUUGUAGUGAUGUAGUAAUGGUGGCUCUGAGGUAGGGAUCUGCACUGGCAAUCAGAAGGUUGCCAGUUGGAAUCCCGUAAAUGUCAAAAGGGACUCUGCUCUGUUGGGACCCU
Polypterus senegalus (gray bichir) is the source of this 1988-nucleotide messenger RNA. RefSeq names its product ceramide-1-phosphate transfer protein-like. NCBI's taxonomy places the organism in Eukaryota, Metazoa, Chordata, Cladistia, Polypteriformes, Polypteridae. Gene Ontology annotation, biological process: intermembrane lipid transfer; ceramide transport. Gene Ontology annotation, molecular function: ceramide 1-phosphate transfer activity; ceramide 1-phosphate binding. The transcript is spliced from 4 exons. Bases 224 to 1102 code for a protein of 292 amino acids. The record is from RefSeq and is a predicted model, not a curated record. Gene Ontology annotation, cellular component: membrane; cytosol; cytoplasm.